Messenger RNA from Rosa chinensis, 953 nucleotides. RefSeq lists its product as uncharacterized. The transcript is spliced from 4 exons. Lineage: Eukaryota; Viridiplantae; Streptophyta; Magnoliopsida; Rosales; Rosaceae. Bases 16 to 369 code for a protein of 117 amino acids. Gene Ontology annotation, molecular function: protein dimerization activity. The record is from RefSeq and is a predicted model, not a curated record.
AAGUUUGGAAGUGAAAUGGCCUUGUCUACUAGGAAGAAGCGAUCACCCGUGUUUUGGUGGGAAAAAUAUGGGACACAGACACCGGAGUUGAUGACUUUUGCUAUUCAAGUCCUUUCCCUUACUUGUAGUGCAUCGGGGUGUGAGAGGAAUUGGAGCACUUUUGAAAUGAUUCACACCAAAAAGAGGAAUAGGCUUGAGCAUAAGAGGUUGCAUGCUUUGGUCUAUGUGAAAUACAAUGUUGCUCUAAGAGAUAGGACUAAGAAAAGAAAUGCCACAAUGAUCGAUCCUAUUGUUGUGGAAGAAAUUGAAUCCGAUGAUGAAUGGAUAACGGAGAUAGAGGAUCCGGUUCUUCCUACUGAUCAUAAUUGACUGAUCAUAAUUGGCUUGAGGAUAGAAUAGAAGAUCUAACAUUGAAUGAUGAGGCGGUAAGGAAUGUGCCAAUCGGUACAUACCAAAGUACCCUAAUAGAUAGAGAGCCUACUCCUCGUGAGGCUUCACCUCCUCUUGAGGCUUCUCCUCCUCGUGAGGCUUCUCCUCCCCGUGAGCCUACUCCUUCUCUUGAUGAGCCUAUUGUUUUAUACAAAAGGAAAUCUAGUCAAGCACCAAGUUCAAGUAGAAGAAAGCUUCCAAGGAAAUCAAUGCGUCUUGAAGACAUUGCGGAUGAUGAUAUUAGAAUUAAUCCAUAUGAAGAUACUAAUCCUCUCUUUGAGUACCAAGAUGAUGAUAGUGAUGGUGAUGAUAGUGAUGGUGGUGAUAGUUUGGAUUGUGAUUUUCUAGUUGAUGAGGAUGAUGAUUUCCAAGCAUGAAGUAGAUUUCAACAUUUGUUCUUGAUCUUUGGUGUUUGAAGUUUGAACUUUAAAUCCUUGAUUUCAUUUUAUGUUGGUAAUUUUGUUGAAUCAUAUGCUUCUAGUACUUAAUUUAUGGUGAGUAAAUGACAAUUAAUAGUGUUCUUU